GAAGAAGCGGAAGCAAAGGAAACGCAGGGGAUCUGACUAACCAUGGCUAAAGUUGAGAGUGGCGUGAAACCCCUUCAGAAUGCCAUGAAAAUGGCCAAAGUGGCAAUACAGCUGGACGGAGGCAACAGACACAAGGAAGCUUACUGUGAAUACCUCCGGACCAUCAACUACAUAUCACAUGCACUUUUGGAGGAAGCUGUUUCACAAAUGGAGAAGGAAAUGGUGGCAGUGGAAGUGGAGCGGAUGCUGACACUAGCUGAGCAGUGUCUGGAGCGAGCCAAGUCAUUUAUAGGGAAGAACGCCGACCCUCCCGACCUGCCUGCUUUCUCUUCUGGUUCACCUGGUCUAUCAGAGCCCCCUCAGACUGCAGUCCUCUCUGUCUCUAACACUGCAAACACUGUCCCUGCAGCUGGUGCUCCCGUGGCCACAGACCAGAAAUCCCCGAGUCUGAGAACGUCUGGUCACAGCAGGCUGCUGUCAGACGAAGUUGGGGAGCCCUCCCCUUUCCUCCCUCCUGAAGUCUUCCACAAACUACAAGCAGUGUCAUCGCAGGACACGAGCAAAAAAGAGCUGACGCCCAUCGAAGAAGCAUCACGCUUGAACCAGAAGCUCAAAGCUAAUUACGAAGCUCGUGUGGCGAGGCUCAGACCCGGUCAGGCCUACCAGAAGACGUCUUUGACUCUGUCUCUCCAGCGGCAGAUGAUGGAGAACCUCAUCAUAGCCAAAGCCAGGCAGGAUGCCCUCCAGCGGAAGAUGGAGGGGAGAAGACUGAGGCUACAGGAAGAGGCUAACAGGAGGUUUGCAGCGUCUGGGGCAAUGACUCCAGAGGAGCAAGAGCAGCGUCUUCUCUACACCAAUGUUCUGGAAUAUGAACAAGACCAUGAUUGGCCCAAACAGUGGAAAGCCAACAUGAAGAGGAACCCUGAUGUCACAUUAGUGUCAGAUUUAGUCUCCUACCUGCUCAGCCGGUCUGACCACCCAGUUGUGAAGCUGCUGAGGAAACAUCAGUACCGAAUUUACAACAGGCUCUACCCCAUCGUCAGUAAAGGUCUCCCUCUGAGUCCCGCCGUGCCACUGAGACCGUGUCGCAGCACUCACAACCUGCUUCAUCCAGAGACUCAGAGGAAGCCUGUCCGGACAGCAUCUGGUACCUUUGGUGUAAAGAGCUUCAGCACAGACUCCUCGCUGUCUCCCUCACGCUCCCACAACCUCAUCCCUAAAUAUGAUGACAAGGAGGUGGAGGAGCCCAGCGAGCAGGUGACUGUGGACCGGGAGAACUCGUUUGAGGACCUGGAGCAGUUCUUGACCCAGGUGGACUGGGUUCCUCCCCACAGCAGCACAGAUGAACCCGGUUCAGAUGCAGACUUGGUUUGCAAUUCUUCUAUGGAGCCGGAGCAGGACGAGAGCCACGUCCAGGAGCUGGAGAAGAGGGCACUCAAAGAGCACCUGAAGGCCAUCGUCAAGGACAUUCAUAUUGCAAUUGAUCAGCUUCUGUCUUUGUGCUUGCUGUCCUUUGAGUGUCUGAACACAGCCAGCUUUAAGGACCUGUGUCUCGCCAGCAUAGAGGAAGCCUUCUUCACACCCCUGUGGAGCGCUCUAGUGACUCUUUUCAGGAAGGUGUACAUAGAAAGGGAGCAGGCCUAUGAGGCAAGUGUGAAGCUGUACGGUGACAUUUCACCUGGAGAUAUCGGCAUCCCCUUGAAACUGUUUCCCAAAGAUCCUGCUUCCCCGCAAGGCUCUUACCCCUACGAGUCUGCGGUCCAGGAGCUCACACUUCUCAUUCAUGACCGCUGUCCACAGAGGAAGCUGGAAUGCAUUGUGAGAACGUUACGCCUGAUCUGUGCCUGUGCUGAGGAUUACAGGAGUCUCCAUGAAGUGGACUCCACUCCCAGAACAGCUGCCAUUGGUGCGGAUGACCUGUUGCCCAUCCUGUCCUACGUGGCUCUGCGGUGUCGGUGUCCUCAGCUGGUGUCUGAAUGUGCUGCUUUGGAGGAGUUCAUUCAUGAAGGUUAUCUGAUAGGAGAGGAGGGCUACUGCCUCACCUCCAUGCAGAGUGCUUUGGCCUAUGUUGAGUCUCUGCACACCGGAGUAGCUCAGCUCACUGCAGGCAAGCUCAUAUGACAAAGGCUGCUGCACAUCCUGCCGUUCAUCCCAUGACCCCUACUGCAGUGCUCAAAGGCAACGGCUGAACCGACAGCUAUGAAGCUCAUGCAGAUGCAUGUUCUCCUGUACACACAGAGAUGUGCUUCAUAUUUAACCAAGCAAAGAGAAUAAGCCGGUGCCUGAGAGUCAUUUCUGACCAAAUCAGAGCCUGCUUUGGGACCUUUGUGGGGUUUCAGACUCUGAAGCAUUUCUGUGAGACUUCUCUAAGGAUUGCUGUCUUCUCUGUCCAGAUUUCUUCUGCCACACCUUCAAUGGAUGGAGGGAUCUAAUGCUGUGAUUAGCCAGCUCUGCAGAGGAUUGAACUUCCUCUCUCUAGCUGUUUUUUUCCAUCAGUUACUCAGAUAUUUGUGGGCUUGUCAUGUCCACAGCUCAGUGCAACACAAUAACACAAUGCUCUCCUCCAUAUAUAGCAACAGAGCUCACAAAUUAUCUGAGACAAAAGGCUGUAAGACAAAGCAAAUAUUCAUGUAUUAACAUGAGUGUGCUGUAGAUGUUUUCUUCAUUAGAAACAACCAGAGCUGGUUAAAAUGUAGCCAUUCCAGCCCUCAGUGAGUUUAGCUUUGCUAACUUUUUUGUUUCCCAGUAUCAGUCCUCAUCACACCUGCAUGUUGGUGUUUGAGCUUCCUCUGUGAGCUGAUGCAAAGGGACGGAGGAGCAGCUGUUAAAAUAUCAGGAUCGAUCCACAGGAGGCCGCGUGACUGGUGAUGGAAUAAUGCUCACUGUAAGGAUUAAAGAUGCCACACCUCCCCCAAAGAAACCCAGUGUGAAUAAGGCUGUGCUGAGGAAAAGGCAGGGAAUGUGAUAAAACAAUAUUCAGGAAAUAAACAUGAAGGAGCUGUGAUGGAAGAGCACUGCUGAAGUUUACUGUGUGUGUGUGUGUGUGUGUGUGUGUGUGUGUGAGGACUGUUAGCACAAAGAAAUGAGCUACAGACUAAAUUAAAAGUAUGAAUUUCUGCACUUUGGGUUUUGAGGCAUUCAGAGGUGAGGCUGCUUUAGAUGUUCAGACUGUAGAUGGAGAUUGUUGGAGGUGGAGCAGGAGCUCUGAGGAGCACUGCAGUGUUCAGGGUGGGUAGUACCAACUGUGAUGGGAGCCACAGGGACCGCAGGCUCACCUGAUCCUGGUUAUUUCAGAGCUUCAGUG
Messenger RNA from Archocentrus centrarchus (flier cichlid), 3304 nucleotides. It is a transcript of the gene vps9d1, whose product is annotated as VPS9 domain containing 1. Gene Ontology annotation, biological process: vesicle-mediated transport. The record is from RefSeq and is a predicted model, not a curated record. Gene Ontology annotation, cellular component: cytosol; endocytic vesicle. Gene Ontology annotation, molecular function: small GTPase binding; guanyl-nucleotide exchange factor activity. Bases 43 to 2121 code for a protein of 692 amino acids. The transcript has 17 exons. Lineage: Eukaryota; Metazoa; Chordata; Actinopteri; Cichliformes; Cichlidae.